Molecule: messenger RNA, 2884 nt
Organism: Mangifera indica (mango)
Lineage: Eukaryota; Viridiplantae; Streptophyta; Magnoliopsida; Sapindales; Anacardiaceae
Product: protein ALTERED PHOSPHATE STARVATION RESPONSE 1-like
Exons: 6
Coding region: 604-2700 (698 amino acids)
Source: RefSeq, a predicted model, not a curated record
UGUACUGUUUUACACACACAGAACGAGGCAGCUCCAUCUCUGUUAUCUGUGUCACCCAGAUUACAAAACUUCUCCACACACCAACCUCUUCUUUUUUUCUUCAAUUCUUCCAACUUCCAUUUUCGUCCAUUUUUGUUCUCACGCUCUCUCCCUCACAUUUCUGCAAAAUCUUGCCUUCAUUUCAAACGACCACAAGACUCACCCUGCUCUCGUUGUUUUAGCACCCUCUACUUUUUACUGUCUUUUACUUUGUUUAUAGCUUCCAUUUUCCCCAAUUAAUGCCUUUAAAUUUUUGACUCACCGAAAUACUUUUUUCCUUUUUCAUUGAAAAGCUACUACUCCUCUGUUUCACUCUGUUUUUUAUUUUUUUUACUCCCCUGUCUUACUUGAAACUAGUGUUGAUAAAUCCACUGAAAUUAUGUUUCAAUUCUCUUUAAUAAGCUUUCUCCAAGUGGGAUUUUUAGUUUUGUGAAGAAAGUUUUCUGGUUCUACGAGUUCUAAAGAGGUUUGCUCUGUUUCGAACCUGAACUCUAUGUUUUUAUUUUCUUAAUUUAUUUUAUUUGGUUUUUAGGUUUUAGUGUUUGCAACUAAAUUGACGUGAAAAUGGGUCUAUCAAGCUCUAAAACUGAGAGAAAUGAAGCUUUGCGUUUGUGCAAAGCGAGGAGGAAAUUUAUCAAACAGGCAAUUGAUUCAAGGUAUGCAUUUGCAGCUGCUCAUGUUUCUUAUACUCAGUCUCUUAAAAAUAUUGGCAUUGCUUUAAGGAGAUAUGCUGAGGCUGAGGUUUUGAUUGAGUCUUCUCUAUCAACAACCUCAGCCACUGAGCUUGAUAAAACUCCGUCGCAUUCAUCAUAUCCAUCACCAUCAUCUUCACAUAUUAAUGAAGUAUCUGAUUCACCAUUGCAUAAUGAGCAAACCCCCAGCCCUAAGCUCAGCCACAUUUCACCGGCAGAUGUAAGCUAUAUGAGAACUGCUAAGAGUGCUUUUGUGACCGUUGUGAUGAAUGCAAACAGCGGCGUUAGUAGUGUGGUGGAGGAUGAGUCAUUGGCAAUGCCUAUGCCACCACCACCACCUCCUUUUGAACCAGACUCUUGGGAUUUUUUUGACCCCAGUGAUGAGAGUGACAGCUUUAGGUUUGUGAGGCAAAAUGGGGGGCUUGAUUUGGACUAUGAGGAUUCGAGAGAGUGGGGACAGUUUAAGACUGAAGGCUUUGGUGCUGCUGAUAAUGUGGUUGAGAGAAAGGGGAAGCAGGUCUGCUUGGAGCGAAAUGCAAGUGGAUCAGUGGAAACUUCAAGGGGAAAUGAUGCUCUUGAGCUAUCGGGUUCAAAGUGGGAGAAAACUGCUGUGGAUAAAGAUUUGUGUGCUGAAAGAGAGGAUCCUUCGGAGUUCAUUACUCAUAGAGCUAAGGAUUUUCUCUCGAGCAUAAAGGAUAUAGAGCACCGUUUCUUCAGAGCAUCUGAGUCUGGUAAGGAAAUGUCUGGGAUGCUUGAGGCAACCAAUAUCAGGGUUAGAAUCUCUGAGGCAAAAGGGAGUUCAUCUGCCUCAGAUGCUUUGGCAGCAUUUCGUCUAGGUUGCUGCUGUAGAAAGAAUGGACCGGCUUCUGGAGAACCUGUAAAACAGGUUACAAAGGUCAUUACUUGGAAGCGAACAACAUCUUCAAGGUCAUCUUCAUCAAGGAAUCCACUGAACACAGGAGCAAAAGAUGAUAUGAGUGACAGUGGAAGUGAUUUUUUUGAAGAUUUCUGCAUGAUUGCUGGAAGUCAUGCAUCCUCCUUGGAUAGACUCUAUGCAUGGGAAAAAAAACUAUAUGAUGAAGUGAAGGCCAGUGAAUCUAUCAAGAAGCAGUAUGAUCGAAAGUGUGACCAGCUUAGGCACCAGUUUGCAAAGGAUCAUAGUAUGCGCUCAAUUGAUAAAACCCGAUCAGUGAUAAAGGAUCUAUACUCUAGAAUUGUAGUGGGACUUCAAUCUGUUGAUUCCAUAUCCAGGCGAAUUGAGAAAAUGAGAGAUGAAGAAUUGCAUCCACAACUUGUAGAGCAAGUUCAGGGGUUGAUCCGGAUGUGGAAGUCCAUGCUUGAAUGUCACCAUGCACAGUAUAUCACCAUUUCAUUGGCAUAUCAUUCAAGGAGCCCAGCGGAAACUCCCCAGGGAGAUACCUGCAAGCAGAUUCUGGCUCAGCUCCUGGAGGAGAUUGAAUGCUUCGGCUUGAGCUUUGCUGACUGGAUCAACAGCCUCACAUCUUAUGUGAUAGCUCUUAACGGCUGGCUGCUCAAUUGCAUUAUUCCACAACGAGAGCGUUCCAAAAGCAGGAAGCCUUUCUCCCCUCGUCGAGCUGUGGCCCCGGCUAUAUUUGUUCUAUGUCGUGAUUGGGUGGCUGGGCUUAGUGGUUUGCCAUCUGAGGAACUUAGCAAUGACGUCAAAAUGUUUUUGUUGAAUUUGCAAAAAUUAAUGCAGCAACAAGCAGAACAGCAACAACCGGAGGAUCAGAAAUUACUUGAUGCAAACACUGGAGAAUCAGAUGGCAAAGAUGAAGAGAAAAACGGUAAUGUCUCCGCAAACUUGUGCAGUUUACAUUCAAGUUUGGCAAAGGUUCUUGAUCGACUGAACAAAUUUUCUGAGGCGUCACUCAAAAUGUAUGAGGAUAUUAGACUAAAAAAUGAUCAAGCAGUAGAGUCAUAUGCUAGACUCAAGCCAGCCAGAGUUUAAAUGCUAUGUAAUUAUCCCUUGAUAUCUUUAAGUUUGCUGUUGAAAAUAGAUGUGUAAAUUUGAUGUUGCAUAUAGCUUUUGAGAAGCAUUAAGUUAGAAGAGUUGAGAACUGAAACUCAAAGUACCAGCUGAUUUAUAGGUUUUCAAACUUUUGCUUUAUAAUAUAUCCGAGUGUUUGCAACAA